GGUGAACAACAUGAGAUCCUCUCCUUCCUCUAUGAGGCCAGCUACUGUCUGAACUAUUCUCGGCCUUUCCACGCCUGCGGAUCUGGGCCCCGCCCUACCUGGCCGCUGGUACAUAUCAGGAUCUAGUCUCGUCGAAUGGCCCUCAGGUCCUACACGGCAGAAGUAUUUGAAGGAAGCAAGGUAGCGAGCAACAAAUUCCAAUGUGCAUCCUUCCAUUGCCUUAUUUUCACCAUCAAUCGAAAUGCCUCGGUCUCUUGGAACGUCGCUGGGCCUAAUUGGCAGCGGGCAAGAACCACACUCCCUUUCCCUUGCCGCGAGCUCUACUCUUUGCAAAAACGCCACUUACAUCUCGGAUCCCAAUGCCUCGAGAGUUCACCCUGCACCGAAUCACGCCGAAGCAGACGUGCGUCGGGCUUACCACGCUGACCGAGAUUGUGACUCUGGAGACAGCGCGAAAAAGCAGACUGUGUUAUGCCUUCCAGGUUGUCACCACGCCCGAGCCAAGCUGUCGGGUAUGGAUGAUGCUCCUUUAGAUGGGAGGUCGCGUUAUGCUUUGAAAGAGUAUUCAGAAUCGUUCGAUGAUUACCGUCUGUUGAAACGGAGGUUGUCCACGUUGACACACUCACCGCCAAGUGAUAAAGCUACAUGGCCUGUCAACAUGUAGUGCAAUGCACUGUGAUGUAUGCAGUAGCUUGAAACCGACUGCCCUGGACUUAUCCACAGGAUACACGCCGCCGCUACUAGGGGAAUCUCUGAGAGAAAUU
Molecule: messenger RNA, 764 nt
Organism: Aspergillus vadensis CBS 113365
Lineage: Eukaryota; Fungi; Ascomycota; Eurotiomycetes; Eurotiales; Aspergillaceae
Exons: 2
Coding region: 242-664 (140 amino acids)
Source: RefSeq, a predicted model, not a curated record